Cetraspora pellucida is the source of this 1533-nucleotide messenger RNA. Lineage: Eukaryota; Fungi; Glomeromycota; Glomeromycetes; Diversisporales; Gigasporaceae. The record is from the annotation of a GenBank genome assembly.
AUGCAUACCUCAAGUAUUUCUGACCAAACUGAUUGCACUGAAACCAGCCUCCUUGCCCACUACGAUGGCACUGAGACUAUAGCUGGUGUUCUAUCAUGUAAUGAUAUUGUGGCAGAAUUUGAUAAUAGAACCACUCUUUUGAUCCAACAAAGCUUAUCUAGCAAACAGCUUAUACAUUUUAUGCCUACUGAAGUUAGUGAUGAUACUAAAUAUAUAAAUGGGAUCUUCAUUUAUAUUUUGUGUAUCACUGGUUCUUUAAUUAAUAGGCAAAAGGCAGUCGUGAAUAUUACAGGCAUCAAACCCUUUUUUGAUGUCAAAGUACCUAAAGAGAUGCCGUUAUCUAUGUUUAAGACCAAAUUAGUAAAGAUAUUAUCUAAUAUUCUUAAUAACAUAUCAAGAACAUGGAAUCACUAUGACUGGUAUAAUGCAUUAAAAGCAGUUCAUGUUGUUGGUAUAUAUACAGCUUCAGAUGAUCUAAAUUGCCAAUAUUAUUACCACAAAGUAGUCUGUGAACAAAAAUUACCUCUUUCAAGUUGGGCAGUAUUAAGUAAUUAUUUAUAUGAACACAUUCAAGGGGAACCUUAUCUUUACCAAAUUCCGGAGCCAGGUGAGUGCUUUAAGUAUAUUGUAAUUGAAAAUAAUUCAUCACAAAAGAUGGGAGAUAAAAUGGAAUAUCCAGAGCCAUUAUCUGAAACUUUGCUGAAAGCCUUAAAAAGGUUAAAAGGGGAUAAUAGAGCUGAUAAAGAUGAAGCAGAUAGGAACAAAGCAGAUGGAAAUAGUGUGGAUGAAGAUGGAGUAGGUGGAGAUGAAGCAAAUGAAAAUGAGAUAUCAAAAAAGAGAGAUACCUUAGUACAGAAAUUGGCUGAAAAGUGGGUUAGAAGAUAUAUCAAAAAUCUUCAUAAAGGUCUAAAAAAAGAUAAGACUAUCAUAUUCUAUCUAUGGAAAGAAGCAUAUACUUAUGCAAAAAAUUUAUAUGAUACCACUUAUGUUGAUAAAAUAGUAAAAUGCUCGAGAAAUGAUGCUUAUUGGUCUUCCUUUCUCAGCACAUUAGAUAAGCAGAAGGAAUCAAUUCGCAUAAAGCUAAUGACAUUACUUGCAGAAAUUUUCCAAGAUGAUAUAGGAAGCAGAGAAAAAAUAUAUAAAUUUGUUACUAAGGCUGAAAUUACACGCUAUCGAGCAUCAUCGAAGUUACAGAGUGAUAAAAAAGAUAAUUCAUCUGAAGCAGAUAUAGAUGAGAUCAUCGAAUUAUAUGGUGUCACCAUUUUAACACCUGGACAGAUUGAAGAAAAUAGACAUCUCAAAAAUAAGCAAAAUGGAAACCACUUUUUUGAGAAGCUUAGGAAAGCACAAUCUAUCUCUUUGGAGAAUGGUUCAGAAGUUCAUGCUAAACAACCUUGCAAAGCAUCUGAUGAGUCAACUCCAAAAGAAUCAUCUGAGGUUGUGAGGGACUCUCUGGAACCAUUACCUGCUGAUAUAAAUAUGCAAGAAAAGCAAAAAAAGAAAAAGAAACUGUUAAAGUCUGGAUCUAUUUGA